AUGGGAGGUUGGUUCAGUUCUCCGGAAAGCGAACCGCCGGCGAACAGGUUAAUCAGUGCUUCAAAUCAUUCGAAAUAAAGGGAUUUCAGUUACAAUGAUUUCACCAGUCAUGCAAAUCCUCAGCCCCCUAGAGUGUCGGUUCUAUUGUUUUUUCAACUUUUUUCUAGAUUGAACUAUUCAGAACUACCACCUACAGUACUCCUUCCUACAGUACUCCUUCCUACAGUACCCCUUCCUACAGUACUCCUUCCUACAGUACCCCUUCCUACAGUACUCCUUCCUACAGUACUCAGUCCUACAGACCAGUACAAACAGAGCGUGAAAAGGUCAGUUUGAGGUAUAUUCCUGAAACUUUGCAAGUUUUUCAAAUUUCCAGAGGCUACAACUGAUAGAAUCUCGAAAAUCUAUCGAGACCACGAAAAAUGUGUUCAGUCGGUUCUACACAAAACCGCCGGAGCCUUCUGAUGACGCCGUCGCGGAUCUUACCGUAAUCCAAAAGGAGCUGAACAGGUACCGUCACUCGGACGCCAUCGAAUUCGCCGCCACGUCACACGGAGAAGGUCCACGAAAAUGGAUGUUUGGUUGAUGUGGUAAGGUUUGCUCGGAAUACGGUAGUUUUUAAAAUGUUGAGCUAACUGAAUUGUCAGAAGAACUUGCAAAACUUGUUCAUACGAAUAGUUUAGCCUUUCUGAAUCAUUUCACCGAUAUUAAUGUUACAGAAACUGAAACCGCUCAAUAUUGUCAAUGACGAAGGAAGCGGUCCCAACUCGAACGCUCAGAGCAACUCUUCAAAUCAAGUGACUCCCAAGAAGAAGAAUCGGGGAGGAAGGAAGAAGAAGAACGAGAAAGGUGGUUCAACUGUUGCUAAUUCUUGA
Molecule: messenger RNA, 875 nt
Organism: Caenorhabditis sp. 36 PRJEB53466
Lineage: Eukaryota; Metazoa; Nematoda; Chromadorea; Rhabditida; Rhabditidae
Source: the annotation of a GenBank genome assembly